CCUCAUUCUGCUUCAGUAUUAACGGGCUGGAUUUUGCCUGAAUACCGAAGACAUGCGCGCUGAACAGGGGGAGGAGGUGUAACACAGACUGUCCGCCUCUGAUGUUUUCUGUUGACUCCAUGAUCACUCAAUUAUGGUGCGGAACUCUCGUUUUCCAAUCGUCUGUUCUUGUGGAAAAGGAGAAAAGUGAGGAGGGAUAUUUCUCCAUUUAUAUGCAGGGAGAUAAUUUGAUACUUUCUCGCUGUUUUGGAGCUUUUAGUUUCUUAUAGAUCAGUCGUGUUUGCUUAUUAUUAGAUUUUUCUAAUAAUCGAUCGCCCCCGCCGCCACCCUGAAGUUCAUUGUUAUUAUCUUGGCCGCCGGGAUGGUGGCCUUCAUCGGAGCGGUUAUCUGCAUCAUCGCGGCCGUCCACACCGGAUCCUCCAGGACUGCCGCGGCGCAACAGCAGCCAGCAACCGACAACCACUCGCUGUAUCCGGACGCGGCGGCGCAGACCCCCGCCGCAGGGGGCUCCGCGGCCAGGGCCGGAUCUUUGGGCGCUCUCCAUGGUUCUGAAACACCCGAUUCAGAGGCGCCUACUUUCAACAUCGGGCUCAGCGGGCUGGAUGGAGUCACAGGACUCACCGGACACGACCCGACGGUCAGCCGGCUCAUCUGCACGCCGAUACCCGCCGGGGAGUGCAACCCGAAAAACUUUCAGCAACAAGCGGAUGACCCGUCGCUGUACGCAGGAGAAGACUGGGGGUACCUCCGCACCACCGCGGAAGAGCUCCGGCAGACCGUCCUGCAGCAAAAAGACCAGAUAUUAACAGACCAACGGACCAUCAGGGAGCUGACGGGGAAACUGUCCGAGUGCGAGAAGGGGCUGGACGGCAGAAGCAGCGGCGCGGACAGGCGAGGGAGCGCCGCGGGGCUGUGGGGCGGCAAAGGCGCGGCGGAGGAGACGCACGUGGAGCGGAUCAUGGUGCGGGACAGCCCGGCGUCCGCAACGGACAGUGCCCACUUGCUCACCGUGAGGGCUGUGGAUGAACUGGAGCAGGCUAUCACUCAGCUCAAAGACCGCAUAGAGAAACUGGAGUCAGACAUUGGCCCAUUUCCUCACAACCAGACGGACAGUAGCACCUCAGGAGUGCCAGAGGAAGGCGGGAUGUCUAGCGGCCCAGAAAGGUUGGCUGAUCACGGGCACAAAGCUGGUGCUGACAGACCCUGGAGGAUGGAAGAUUUGGAGGGGGAGCUGGAGAAGAAGGUGGAGCUACUGGAGAAGGAGAGAAAAGCCCUGAGGCUGGAAACUGAGAAACACAGACAGGAAAUCGACCGGGGCAUUAAUAAACUACACCACCGAAUCUCAGGACUGGAGGAAGGUGUCUCCAGGCAUUCUUUCCCAGAGGGCUACAGACUAUCUUUCCCUACACGGACAAACUACAUGUAUGCUGUUGUGAAACACUCUGUCCCAAAGCUGCGGGCCUUCACCCUCUGCCUGUGGCUGCGGCCCGCAGAGGGAGGCAUCGGGACGCCUCUGUCUUAUGCUGUUCCCGAGCAGCCGAACGAACUGGUGCUGCUGCAAGGCCUGCACACCCCGACUGAGCUGCUCAUCAAUGACAAGGUGGCGCAGUUGCCCCUGAACCUCUCCAGAGGCAGCUGGCAGCACGUCUGUGUGAGCUGGAGCCAGAAGGGGGGAACCUGGCAGGCCUACCAGGGGGGAAAGCUGAGGGGCGAGGGCCACGCACUGGCAGCCGGUCAUCACAUCAGACCCGGGGGAGUCCUCAUACUGGGGCAGGAGCAGGAUUCCCUAGGUGGGGGGUUUGAUUCAUCCCAGGCUUUGGUUGGAGAAUUGUCCCAGGUGGGUCUUUGGGAUCGGGUCCUGUCCUCCAGCCAGGUGGCCAGCUUGGCUCGCUGCAGCAGAGUGACCCAGGGCGCUGUGGCCCCCUGGACUGAGGACGGUGUUGAGGUUUAUGGUGGAGCCACCAAGGACCCAGGGGAACCAUGUAGUAAACACAGCAGGAGCUCUCAGUGACUGACAAUGGUGAAUGGCUUUGAGGAAAGGGGAAUGGAAAGAAAGGCGGGGAUGAGGGGUAAAGUUGUAGCCAUUUCAAGGUAGGAUUCCAUCUGCGCGAUAUUAGCAUGGUAACAGGUUGUUCUAAUCAUCUCUGUGUGGCAUGGACUGACAUGUAUGUAAAAAAUGGAAAAUUAAUGGCAUAUAUUUAUAUGACACAGUAGAGGCUUGGUAGUUACUUCACGAAACUUUCUAGCAACUACAGCCAAUACCAUCAUGGAGUCAAUGGAGAAUUGUGCAAUACAACAAAAUGGCGUUCCUCAUAUAGCAGUUGUAUAGGUAUAAUGUUACAUUUUGAGCUCCAUGUACUUGUUAAGUUAGAGGACAUUCUGGUAAAAUAGAAAUGUCUUCAGAUUUAGGCUAACCCUUAAUUAUGUUGUCAAAUUAUAUUAUACGCUUUGUUAGUAAACCAGCUAGCAGUUUAUUUGCCAAAAGUAUCUAAUGUUAGCAACUGAACCCUCUGUUAGCUAAACCAAUGAGCUAUUAUGUUGGCAGUGAGGAUUAACUGAUUAGCUAGCUAAGAAGCUGCCAUUAUCUAACCUUUAAAGGAAUAAUUCAACAUGUUGGAAAAUAUGCUAAUUGCCUUUCUUGCAGAGUUAAAUGAGAAGAGGAACAUCACUCUCAUGUCUGUGCAGUAAAUACAAAGCGACCGUCAGCCUAACGUAGCCUAAUGUAAAGACUGAUAACAGACGGAAACAGCUACCUUGUUUCUAUUUCACAGGUAACAAAGUCCACUUAUCAGAACCUCUAAAGCUCACUAGUUCAUCUCUUAUAUCUCGUUUGUCGAAUCACUACAAAAACCAAGGAGUGAAAAUGACAAUUGGCAAUUCAUUCAAUUGCGAUUUGUGCCAAACUAUUUUGUCACCAGGACAAGUGGCUAGACAACCAGCAGAGACUCCAGAAAGUAUCUGGUCCCAGGCCAAGAUAUACCCUGAUACAUAACCCCUCGUAAAGCAGAGAAGUGCUAUUUUACACUUCAGUUCUUGUACAGAUUAAACAAACAAGAUACAGCAUGUAAAUUUGUGAGCUUUAGAAGUGCUGAUAGGCAGAUUUUGUUGUUGGACAGAGCCAGGCUAGCCUUUUACCUGUUUUUCCAGUCUUUAUGCUAUGUUAAGUUACCUGACUUCUGGUGUUAGUAUCAUACAUAGUGAAGCUGCCAUUUAACAGUUAAACCUGUGCAGAAAUUAACUCUAUUUAUUUUCUUGAGGUAGCCAAAUUGUAAUGAGCCGUCUCCAGCUGUUGUUGCCUGAAAGCUGCUGGCCUCCUGUGCAGCUACAAGAAGUUAUGUUAAGCCAGUUGAAAUCCCUCCAUGAGUGCAAUAGGGUCAGACAGGAGUUAAUUAAGGGCUGUGACAGCUUUAGAAUUGUGAGUCAAGGUAAGGUGAUGAAAAAUGUUGGAGAAAGUGGAGAGAAUAUUAAGUAGCACAUGGCAUCAAGGAGUAGAUGAUGAAAGAGACAGGAAAGAAGGGGGACAGGAGAAAAGACAGCGCUUGUUAGGAGUGAUGCUACAUUGUUUUCACCUCUGCAUGAUGUAUUCAUAUAUUUGUAAUGUCUUGCCACUGCAAUGUAUCGCUCACAAGUUUCACAAAAGAGGACAGUGCCUCUUGAAUCCAGGCCUAGGUGGCUGUCUUUGUGUUUAUCUAUGAAGGCCUGGGGGUCUCUUUUGCUCCCUGAAUGAGUGACUGAACAAAUCUAAAACCAGACAUCUAAUUCCCUAAGGAAAUCACCACAAUUAGCUGAAUGUUACUCUACUUUUUUGGAUGCAUCAACACAUUUCUUGACAAGCCUUUGCCCCAUUUAUGUAAUUCUGUGCACAUUUAGUGAAUCAAGGUCAAAAAGUAUGUGAUCUAAUCAAGGAAACAUUUGGCUUAAUCUUACGGUACACUUCAUGUUCUUUAAAUUUGUGGUCUUGAAUGCAACUUUCAAACACAAUUUAAUUUCCAAGUUUCGUAAUUCACUCACAGUACUUUAAGAUUCUAACACAUUGAAUGUUUUCUCUUUGCAGUUUUAAACAUGCAACCACCCAGUAAUGUGGUGUGAUAAAUAACAACCUGCAACCUCCAGCUCUUCCAACCUUCCUACAUUCCAUGCAUGAGUUGUAUUGUGUUUUUGUAACACAUCACGUCACACCUGAUCAUGUUUGUACUCCAAAAACCUUUGGACGAUUAUUCUCAACUGUUGUGUGUGACAUGAUGUUAAAUACAGACAUUUCUAAAACAACUGGUUCUCCCUAGCAUAAAAAAUAAUCCUUAGUGGAAAGUGCCUGUCAGGGUGUUUGUACCCAUGUAAACAAAUCAUCAAAUGUAUUAUCCUGAUGAAAAAUUCACACUGCGAGAUAUUUUGAACUAAUUAAGCAUCAGCGUCUCUGCAAAAUUCUCUGGUGGAUUUUUAAGAUUUAAGAGGUUUGACAGAACAUUUGAAAACACCGACACAGGACUUGAAACUUCUGUGCAGUGCCACCAAACUCAUGCUAAAUCAGGUCAAAAUCAUCUCGCUGUGCCUAAUAGUGUCUUUGAUGAUGCCUCUCGGUAUGCAGUGUUAUUAUUAAUAUUAUGCCUGGUGUCUGUUCAGCUCAUGUCAGAGCUUUUUGGGGCUUUUUGAUAGUGGUGUGGCAUUAUUAUGUUUUUAAUUAUUGAAAUUGGAAAUCUAAGCUUUUUAACUCUAUCUGCAAUGUUUGUCUUUUCUUACAUGACAAUUCUGUUUUAUUUUCACUGUAUGCAUUGGUAUCUGUUUAAUUUCAUGUUGUUUGUAUAAAUUCUGUGUGUCCUUGUCUUGUAUGGUGUUGUAUUGUUCUGAAUAUGUGUUGUGUACAAACCUCAAAUCUUUAUUAAAGUCCUACUUUUCAGAUGUAAAGAA
Molecule: messenger RNA, 4905 nt
Organism: Lates calcarifer (barramundi perch)
Lineage: Eukaryota; Metazoa; Chordata; Actinopteri; Centropomidae
Gene: cbx6b
Product: chromobox homolog 6b
Source: RefSeq, a predicted model, not a curated record